AUGUGUUCUUAUUUAUUUAUUUUUCUUCCGUUUUUUUUUCCUUUUUUUCUUAUUUUUUUUUUACAUUUUCUUUCUUUUUUCUAUCGUCCUGUCAUUUAUUCUAUCGUUACUGCGUUAUUUUUUUUUCGUUUCUUUUUUCUUUUCGCGUUUUUGUUGCAUUUAUCCGUUCCCUCUUUCUCUACGUUCCUCUUUCUCUACGUUCCCUCUUCCUCUACUUCCCUCUUUCUCUACGUUCCCUCUUUCUCUACGUUCCUCUUUCUCUACGUUCCUCUUCCUCUACUUCCCUCUUUCUCUACGUUCCUCUUUCUCUACUUCCCUCUUCCUCAUGUUUUCUUUCUACUUCCCUCUUUCUCUACAUCCUUCUUCCUCUACGUUCCCUCUUCCUCUACGUUUCUCUUUCUCUACUUCCCUCUUUCUCUGUCCUUCUUCCUCUACGUUCCCUCUUUCUCUACUUCCCUCUUUCUCUACGUUCCCUCUUCCUCUACGUUCCCUCUUCCUCUACGUUCCUCUUCCUCUACGUUUCUCUUUCUCUACUUCCCUCUUUCUCUACUUCCCUCUUCCUCUACGUUCCCUCUUUCUCUACUUCCCUCUUCCUCUACGUUCCCUCUUCCUCUACGUUCCUCUUCCUCUACGUUUCUCUUUCUCUACUUCCCUCUUUCUCUACUUCCCUCUUCCUCUACGUUCCCUCUUCCUCUACGUUCCUCUUUCUCUACGUUCCUCUUUCUCUACUUCCCUCUUCUUCUUCCCUUCCUUCUCUACUUCCCUCUUCCCUACAUUUCUUCUUCCUCUACGUUCCCUCUUUCCCUACUUCCCUCUUUCUCUACAUCCUUCUUCCUCUACGUUCCCCUCUUCCUCCUACGUUCCCUCUUCCUACGUUCCUCUUCCUCUACGUUUCUCUUUCCCCUGCUUCCUCUUUCUCUUCCCUCUUCCUCUACGUUCCCUCUUUCUCUACUCCCUCUCUUUCUACGUUCCCUCUUCCCUACUUCCCCCUCUUCCUCUACGUUCCCUCUUUCUCUACUUCCCUCUUUCUCUACUUCCCUCUUUCUCUACAUCCUUCUUCCUCUACGUUCCCUCUUCCUCUACGUUCCUCUUCCUCUACGUUUCUCUUUCUCUACUUCCCUCUUCCUCUACUUCCCUCUUCCUCUACUUCCCUCUUUCUCUACGUUCCCUCUUUCUCUACUUCCCUCUUUCUCUACAUCCUUCUUCCUCUACGUUCCCUCUUCCUCUACGUUCCUCUUCCUCUACGUUUCUCUUUCUCUACUUCCCUCUUUCUCUACUUCCCUCUUCCUCUACUUCCCUCUUUCUCUACUUCCCUCUUCCUCUACGUUCCCUCUUUCUCUACUUCCCUCUUUCUCUACAUCCUUCUUCCUCUACGUUCCUCUUCCUCUACGUUUCUCUUUCUCUACUUCCCUCUUUCUCUACUUCCCUCUUCCUCUACUUCCCUCUUUCUCUACGUUCCCUCUUUCUCUACUUCCCUCUUCCUCUACGUUCCCUCUUCCUCUACGUUCCUCUUUCUCUACUUCCCUCUUUCUCUACGUUUCUCUUUCUCUACUUCCCUCUUCCUCUACAUUCCCUCUUUCUCUACUUCCCUCUUCCUCUACGUUCCCUCUUUCUCUAACUUCCCUCUUCCUCUACGUUCUUUCUUUCCUUCUUUCUUUAUCAGGCGCAAACUAUUUUUUUUCUUUUCUUCUUGUCUUCUUUCUUAAACUGGCGCAUUCUUUCUUCCAUUCCCAUCUUUCUUUACUUGAUAUGUACUGCCUUUUCCCUUCUUUAUUUCUUGGAUUCUUUCUUUCUUUCUUUCUUUCUUUCUUUUUUUCUUUCUUUCUUUUCUCCUUAUUGUUUCUUUUUAUACUUGGAUUGUUUCUUUCUUUCUUUAUUUGCCAGAUUCUUUCUUUCUUUCUUUUCUACUUUCUAGAUUCUUUCUUUCUUUUUUCACUUGCUAGAUUCAUCUUCAUCUAUUUAUUUUUUUACAUGCUGCUCCUUUCUUUCCCCCCUUUCUUUCCUUGA
Acanthosepion pharaonis is the source of this 2007-nucleotide messenger RNA. Lineage: Eukaryota; Metazoa; Mollusca; Cephalopoda; Sepiida; Sepiidae. The record is from the annotation of a GenBank genome assembly.